GACUGAAGGUAACACCCGUCCGUCCCCAUAGAGACAGGCUCCUACAACAGGGCUCCGCUACAUCCGCUAGUCCUCUGUCAGAGGCGAUGACAGCCGCUGUAUGAAGCAGCCGGCCGUGGGACAUUAAUAUUUUCCUCGAAAACAGACUUCCGGACGGUUGCCAAUCACAUUUUUUAUUAUUGGAUUAACGACCAUCAGCCGCCAGCCGCAGCUUUAUUCUGAGAGGCCGGAGAUUUGUAUCGCUGGGCGGGGAGGAGUCUGUUAUUUCACCGUUAGCUGAAGCCAGGCCAGCAUGUCGGCGUUUUAACACAAUACAUCCAUCACAAAGCAGCGGAGAGGACCAAAUGUGCUCUUAGAGGAUGGAUGUGGAGGUGAGUGCUGGCAGGGACAGCACCUGGAGGAGAGCAGCAGCAGCAGCCGAUGAUGAUGGUGGUGGAGGUGGAGGCGGAGGAGGAGGCGUGGAGGCUCAGGUUGUACCACUGGAGCUCUACGACUCCGCAAGAGCCAAAAUAGAAGCAAAUCUCCGCUGGCUGUUUGCCAAAGCCUAUGGUAUAGAUGACAUCCCUGCAGACCUGCGGGAUCCCUUCUAUACAGACCAGUAUGAGCAGGAACACAUCAAGCCCCCCAUCAUCCGCCUGCUGCUGUCUGGAGAGCUCUACUGCCGUGUAUGUGGGCACAUCCUUCAUGCUGAGCAGGCUGCCUCGCUCCAAAGCCACCAGUCUGUCAUCCAGAACCUGUCCAGGAAAGGCAUCUAUGUCCUGGAGGCCGACAACACACCAGUGUCUGAUCUGGAUCUCAGUUCAUUCCCCAUCAAAAUGAACUCCCACAUCCACCUCAUUGAUGCCCUGAUAAUGGCCUACACAGUGGAAAUGAUCAGCAUAGAGAAGGUGGUGUCCAGUGUCAAGCGCUUUUCAAACUUCAGUGCCUCCAAGGAGCUUCCUUUUGACCUGGAAGAUGCAAUGGUCUUUUGGAUUAACAAGGUGAACAUUAAGAUGAGGGAGAUCACAGAAAAAGAGUGUAAAAUGAAGCAGCAUCUGCUGGAGUCUCCCAGCCACCAGAAGCCUGAUAUAAUGCAUGCUCUGGCCCAUUGCUUAUUGGAGCCUGUGGAGUUCUCUCGUGUGGUGCGUUACCGCAGAGAUCACCUAUCAGGUCGGACACUUCAGCACUUCCCCCUGCUGGACGACCUGUUCAAGGAUGUGUGUGACGGCACAGCUCUGCUGGCUGUGAUCCACUUCUAUUGCCCAGAACUUAUCAGACUGGAAGAUAUCUGUCUGAAGGAGGUUCCUUCUAUAGCAGACAGCGUGUACAACAUCCAGCUACUGAGGGAGUUUUCUAAUGAGUACCUGAACAAAUGCUUUUAUCUAAAUCCUGAGGAUCUGCUGUACUCUCCGCCAGUACUAAAGAAUAAUGUCAUGGUCUUCAUUGCUGAGCUUUUCUGGUGGUUUGAGAAUGUGAAGCCAGACUUCGUACAGCCCAGGGAUCUUCAGGAAGUCAAAGAUGUGAGACUGUUGCUGCAGCCUAAAAGUUCUCGAUCCUAUGUACCCAUCUCUAACGUUACCAAACGAAGUUUCCUGACAUCAUCAAGCUCUGCAGAUGUUUUGACCACGCCACUGAGCCCAGACCUCAGCACUAAACAAAGCUCAACAAGUCCAUCUCACUCUUUACUGCCCCUGAGACAGAGACAACAGAAGGUGACUGAGGAGAGCUCUUCAGAUGUGAGAAAUAGGUCCAACUCUCUGACACGUACAGAAGGACAACAUCAGGGCUCCAUACUGGCUUGGCCAGAAAGGAGGGCGAGACCUUUAUCACAGCCAGCCCCCUAUGCUCUGCAUUUUGCCCAGGAGGACGAUGCCGACAGUAUCAGCCUUGCUCGCUCCAUCAGCAAAGACAGUUUAGCCUCUAACAUCAUGAGCAUCACCCCCAAACACAUGCUGGGGUCAGGUCUGUCCCAGCACAGACUCAGUGGCCAAAGCCUGCUCAGUCACAUGCGCAUAGAGGAUGAAGAAGAGGAAAUAGAGGAGGAGGAACUGGUUGCUGUCAUCCACCCCUCUGCCUUUUCUCGUAAACGAAUUGGGAGUGACAUGGAGCAGGACGAGCUGGAAAUACAGAGUGCAGCCUCCACCUCAAGGGUUCCUAAAACUUCUUGCUCUCCCCGUCUUGAUACGGGUCCCUUUACUCUGGACCACCAGGCAGACAGCUACUUUCUAGAGCCUUUGAUACCCGCAAUCCCUAAGCCAGCCAAAGAGAAGAGCAUCAGCUUGAACAAGCAGGAGGAGAGUGGCGAGAGUCGCUUUAGACCAGUGGCAGGUGCAAGGAAAGCAGCUAUCAAUGUCCCAAGCGCCUCACAGAGAAAAUCCCCCAUGGCUGAGUCAAACAGAAGUAUCUGUACACCCACACUGAUGGUAGAAUCAGUCCCUACCUCUCUCAGGCCACCCACUGAGGGCUCAGCUGGCAUCUCUCAGUCUGGGAAGAAACAGUCUCAAGGCUUUUUCUUACAUUUGUCAGGAGAAUCAGACUGUCACAGUCCUUUCUCCACUGGGCUGGAGGCCGGACAUGACUCUGACUCUGACAUUGCAGACCUCGAAGAAGAUGAUGACGACGAUGAUCAGAUGGAGCUGACUAAAGAGGUGGUAAAGAGAGGAAGGGGGAGGUUCUUAGAGGAGGGAGACUUGACUGAAUUUGGGGAGGGAGAAGGGGAGUCUGCCAAACUGCGGGAAGACUCAAAAGUUAGCGAGCGGGAUGAUAAGGAGGAUGGUAGUGGACGCUCGAGCCCUUGCCCCAGUACCAUAUCCUGGGCGAGCAGUUGCAGCGCGUCAGGCAGUGCCAGUGUCAAGAUGACAAGCUUUGCAGAGAGAAAGCUCCUUAAACUUGGUCUCCGGGAUGGAUACUCAAGCACCAGCAGCUCCCAGAAGACCACACCUGAUGGCUCUGAGGUUGCCCCCUGCCCUCCCUGGCAACUGAGGAGUGAGCCCACCUCAGGCUGGCUGGGGAAGGAGCCAAGCACUGUGUUGGGGAAGAAUAUGAUGGCUAGUCCUCCAGUUGUGCCUUCAGAGCUGCUGCAACUUCACAUGCAGCUGGAAGAGCAAAGACGUGCAAUAGAGUAUCAGAAGAAGAAGAUGGAGACCUUAUCGGCAAGGCAGAGACUAAAGCUGGGGAAAGCAGCAUUCUUGAACAUUGUUAAGAAGGGUGGAGGGAGAAGUGACACACUUCCUUUACCCCUGAAACACCCCCAGGAAUCCGCAGAGCUAACAGCUGCUGACAGGAGUAAAUCAAAGACACAUUCCUGCAGAGAUGAUUCCUGUCUUGAUGCUCUGAAGGUGCAGGCAAGAGCAGGUCAAACUGAGGGAGGACAGGUGAACAGAGACAACAAGUUGAACCCCAUGUCUCAAGAUAAUGGGGCUGAACCUGACUUGAAUGAAUGCUCUCGCUCCAUAGAUCUACUCAAUGAAGCUAUCAGUUCUAUUCAGCAGCAGAUGAUGCAUCUCUCCUUACAGCAAGACCUGCUGAUGAAGCAGAGUGUGGUCUCACCCCCAGACUCUGUACAAUCAGACCCAAGCACAAACCCCAACACAGCGCAAACAGAACUCUCUACCUCAGACUCCAGAUCUUAUGCAGUUCAUUUUGUAGAUAUCAGUGGCAGAAAUCCUGUCCCGGCCCGACGUCCUCCUAAGCUUAGCUCCAGCCAACGCAGCAAAGCCUCAGAGCGGAAACAGAGUAAAGAACACAGCAGGGCGGCUUUGGUGAAGUUAAACGUCCCGUCCCCAGACUGCAUACUUUCUGCUGAGACAGGAAGUAUCAUCGAGAGCUCCAGAACUGAUAAAAGUGUUCAGAGAAGCACCACCUUCAGAGUCCGUGACGGCAUCGGAGAAGGAACUCGACGCUGCUCAGAUAAACCUCAAUCACAGGAUCCACCAGUCAUCUCCAAUGCAUCCAACUCAGACUCACAGGAUGCAGAACAAGAGAUCAAAGCUGUCAUCUCAGGGAAGGAGUUUGUUGGUGGCGAUGACUCUACCAGGGUUAAGGGUCAACUCAUUGAGGUAGACUUGUCAGAGGUGAAAGAUAGACUGGAGGAUGGCAGCACAGACGCUACAGAUGGCAUGGCAGAAGGAGAACAGAAGAAUGUGUUAGGCUUCUUCUUUAAGGAUGAUGAGAAGGCGGAGGAUGAAAUGGCGAAACGUCGAGCUGCCUUCCUCCUCAAACAGCAGCGCAAAGCUGAAGAGGCAAGACUGCGCAAACAGCAGCAAGAAGCCGAGAGUGAAAUCAAGCGUGAUGAGGCUCGACGAAAGGCGGAAGAGGACCGUAUUCGUAAGGAGGAAGAAAAGGCACGCAGAGAGCUAAUUAAACAGGAAUACCUGCGGAGGAAACAGCAAGCCCUCAUGGAGGAGCAGGGCCUGGUCAAGCCUCGUCCACGGACUAAAUCCCGCAGGAACAGGCCUAAAUCACUGCACCGUGAAGAGUCCAACAGCCUCUCCAAAGGAUCCACCACACGUAAUUCUCUGAAGGUGUCCAUGUUGAUCAAAGGCCAGGGCUCAGCAGCAGGCUGCAGGGGAGCUGAUCUGAGUUGCAGUCAUCGAGGAUCUACGCUCUCUUUGGCGACUGAGGUAGACAGUGUCAUUUCUGGAGGUGCAGAAUCACACAGGGCUGGAUCUGUGUGCUCCAUGGAGUCAUUCCCCCUGCUGAGCAGGGCAUCCAGCAGGAACAUGGAGCGAGACUGGGAGAACGGCUCCAUAGCCUCAUCCAUCACUUCAACUGAGUACAAUGGUCCUAAACUCUUCAAAGAGCCCAGCUCAAAGUCCAACAAGCCAAUCAUCAUCAAUGCCAUCGCCCACUGCUGUCUGGCUGGAAAAGUUAAUGAGUCCCAGAAGAAUGUUGUUCUUGAGGAGCUGGAAAAGUGUGAGUCCAAUCACCUUAUCAUCCUUUUCCGCGAUGGUGGCUGCCAGUUCCGUGCCAUUUACUCGUACUCACCAGACACCGAGGAGAUAGUCAAGUUCACAGGCACAGGGCCGCGUCAUAUCAGCCGCAAGAUGAUCGACAAGCUCUACAAAUACAGCUCAGACCGCAAGCAGUUCACUGUCAUCCCCGCUAAGACUGUGUCGGUCAGCGUGGACGCUCUGACCAUCCACAACCACCUCUGGCAGGUCAAAAGACCAGGGAGUGCACGGAGGAAGUGAGGAGGAAGUGAGGAGGAGGACACUUGCACCAGUUUCUGUUCUAUCCACCACUGUUGGGCAGGACCCAAUAAUCUUGACUUGUCAUUAGAGUGGGGAGGGUUAGAUGUUCUCAUUAAUGAAGGAUGUGGCAGUUAGAGAUUAUGAAACACCUGCCAACUCAAUGUACUCUCCUUUUUCUUUUCAUUUUGUUUUUAUUCUGCAUGUCACCUGUCAGUAUUUUAAUUUGUGGGUACGUCCUACAUCAGUUAGGCACUUGGUUCCUUAUGUAGCAGUGAAGAGAGACUGGACCUGGAGUUGAAUAUUACUGGAUCUACUCACAGUAUCAAGCGUACUACUGACAAGUGCAACUACAGACAGGCAGCGAUGAACUUGAUAGCGUCUGUAAGUUUUGCUAUUUCAGCUUAGCAAAAACAAAACAAACAAAAAAAAAAAAACCUACUUCUGUGAUUAAUCCGGGCUGCUCAUACAGACACUACUUCUACUGCUGGUACAUGCUUUUUUGAGGAGGGGGCUUUGAACAGACUUUUUUAUGUACCUAUGGAAUGGAUGUUAGUCCAUGGUAAUGUCUCGUCUUGUUUUCUAUCUAGUGUGUUUGGGGAAGUGUGUGAGUCUUUGUGUUAGGGAGGGGGAAAGCUGAAUGCGCUCUUCAUGCGUUCAGCCCUGAAUGUGUUUACUCUCAUGAUUAUGCUUUAAAACUUCUGUUAUGCAACAGAACAACUGUGUUUUGUUUUUUUUUUUUAGUUUUGGAAGCUGUGUGCUGCUGUGAAGGUGGAAGACAAAUGAUGUUAUUUUUACACUAAGGGAAAUUCUACUAGUAUUUGUUCCAAACAGGAAGCGCUUUUGAGACUGCAUUAUACCAUAUCAGCAGUGCAUAUUGUAUUUACUUCGUAUGUAUAUUCCACCGCCCAUAUGAGCCAUCUGAGAUCUCUGACUGGCUCAUAUUGCCGAACCAAAAUGACUGAGCUAUACCACUGAGCUGUUUGCUGCUCAUUAACUGCUCACUGGAUUCUGUGCAUUUUUAAUGUAGCUUCUGGCGCUCAGCACUAGUAAUUUCCCUGUAAUGACUGAUUGUCAGCGGCUGGUACAAUGUUUGGGAAAACUGCACAAUACUUGAUAUUUGUUUGCUGCAUUUUGUACAUUUUUGAGUAGUAUUUUUUGUAUGUUACGUACAAGUUAUGUUUACUAAAAAGCAGGCACUAUUUUGAGGUUUAUUCUGUUACAGGCGUCCACAGAUGUUCUAAGUCUGAUUUCAUUGUGUUAAAUUGUAUGUUUAUUUAUUUUGAAGAGAUAUAAUAAAAUGCAACUAGGUAUGUUUUCUUGCUAAA
Messenger RNA from Amphiprion ocellaris (clown anemonefish), 6496 nucleotides. RefSeq names its product calmodulin regulated spectrin-associated protein 1a (gene camsap1a). Gene Ontology annotation, biological process: cytoplasmic microtubule organization; negative regulation of microtubule depolymerization; neuron projection development. The transcript has 20 exons. Gene Ontology annotation, molecular function: microtubule minus-end binding; calmodulin binding; spectrin binding. Gene Ontology annotation, cellular component: microtubule minus-end. Bases 360 to 5171 code for a protein of 1603 amino acids. The record is from RefSeq and is a predicted model, not a curated record. Lineage: Eukaryota; Metazoa; Chordata; Actinopteri; Pomacentridae.